ACACAGCCACAGAAAGAAGAGGAACAAGGACGUGGAGGUUUAAAAGGCCAUCUUACUCAACUUCGAGAGUGUGCUGCCUUAUCUUGUUCUUGCCGUCCAUUUUCUCUCCUCUCGAACCCAAACCUAAAACACGAAAUGGCGUCCAUUUCCGGUACAAUUGGAUCUUCUUCCUCUCUGCAACUUCCUAAAACCCCAGCCUCCUUUUCAAUUCACAACACUUCCCGUUUCAACACCCUUCUCCGACUCCGACCCCGACCCAACCACAAAACCCCCGCCGUUUCCUUCGUUAUUUCCGCAGUUGCCACUCCCAACACUUCCAUCCUCACCGCUCAAGAAGCCUUCAAGGGUUUUAACCUCGAUGACGACUCUAACGACCAACUCAGCCACGUUCCUGUUGCCGUCAGCAAAGACGAACUCGACAUUUCCAAACUUGGUUUUCCUUCUCAACUUGUGGACUCCCUCCGAAGGCGAGGAAUUACCAAUCUUUUCCCCAUUCAGAGAGCUGUGUUGCUGCCUGCAAUAGAAGGUAGAGAUAUCAUUGCUCGUGCAAGGACCGGGACCGGUAAGACGCUAGCAUUUGGAAUUCCAAUUAUCAAGGGUCUCACUGAGAAUGGACAAAGCACUAUGAGGCGAUCUGGGCGGCUUCCUAAAGUGCUGGUCCUUGCACCAACUAGGGAGUUAGCAAAGCAGGUAGAGAAGGAGAUACAAGAAUCUGCACCUUAUCUAAACACUGUUUGUGUUUAUGGUGGGGUUUCUUAUGAUAUUCAGAAAAAUGCGCUUUCACGUGGUGUUGAUGUUGUGGUUGGAACACCUGGGAGACUAAUUGACUUGAUAAAUGGGAAAAGCCUUAAACUUAGUGAAAUUCAGUACUUGGUACUUGAUGAAGCCGAUCAGAUGCUUGCUGUUGGGUUUGAGGAGGAUGUGGAAGUGAUUUUAGAAACGAUCCCGUCUCAGCGGCAGAUCAUGCUUUUCUCUGCAACCAUGCCGGGUUGGGUCAAGAAGUUGUCAAGAAAACAUUUGAACAAUCCAUUGACUAUUGAUUUGGUCGGUGAUAGAGAAGAAAAGCUUGCUGAGGGGAUCAAGCUUUAUGCUGUAUCAGCCACUGCGUCAUCAAAGCGAAGAAUUCUUUAUGGUCUUAUAAAUGCCUAUGGAAAGGGUGGGAAGACUAUUGUUUUCACACGGACAAAAAGGGAUGCUGAUGAAAUAUCACUGUCAUUAUCAAAUAGUAUUGCUUCUAAAGCACUGCAUGGUGAUAUCUCUCAGUAUCAGAGAGAGAGAACAUUGAAUGGUUUUCGGCAAGGGAGAUUCACAGUGCUUGUUGCUACUGAUGUUGCUUCUCGUGGACUAGAUAUUCCCAAUGUCGAUUUGAUUAUACACUAUGAACUUCCCGAUAGUCCUGAGAUAUUUGUUCACCGCUCUGGUCGUACUGGACGUGCUGGAAAAGAGGGUGCUGCUGUAGUAAUGUACACCGCUAGCCAGAAAGGAACUGUUAUGUCCUUUGAGCGUGAUAUAGGCUCCAGGUUUGAAUUUAUUAGUCCACCACCUAUGCAAGAUUUAUCAGAAAUAUCUAUCAGGCAAGGUGUUGAUACACUUGAUAGAGAUAGAAGUACUCCGAGAGGUUCUAGGGAUCAGAGAAGUUAUAGAACCGGUGGGGAUGCCUGGUCAAGUGGAGUUAGACGAUCAGGUGGGGAUGAUUGGUCAAGUGGAGGUAGACGAUCAGGUGGGGAUGCCUGGUCAAGUGGAGGUAGACGAUCAGGUGGGGAUGCCUGGUCAAGUGGAGGUAGACGAUCAGGUGGGGAUGACUGGUCAAGUGGGGAUGACUGGUCAAGUGGAGGCAGACGAUCAGAUGGGGAUGACUGGUCAAGUGGAGGUAGACGGUCAAGCGGAUAUUCGUCAACAAACAGGUCUUCAUCGCCAAACAGAUCUUCAUCGUUAAACAGAGGGGCCUGUUUUAAUUGCGGCCAAUCAGGUCAUCGGGCAUCAGAGUGUCCCAAAAAACAAGACUUUUUUUAGUUGGAACACAUUCAAUUUGGUGUCACCUUGUACUAGAAUUGAGCUGCCAUUGGUGAUGGCCUAAAUGGUUCAAGAAAUUGAAUGUGCUUUCGGAAAGAUUUACAGAAUCAAAGCUGCUUUUACAUCUUUCCUAUUUGGUUAUAUCCAUUCCCCAUAGAAGUUCCUGCAUUUGGUCUUGGCUUUUUUUUUCUUCUUUCCUUUCUUUCUCGUUGUAUAAUUGAUUGACCGGUUGCAUUGCGGCAGUGAUAUUCUGCCAGUACGUUAACUGUAUGAUGCUAACUUGUCUGUAUAUCCGCAAUGUUUAUCACCGGCCUGAACCUUCACAUUUCCAAAAAGACAGGAGUAGUUUUAUAGAAAUGCCUUCUUAUUAUUACUA
This is a messenger RNA of Lathyrus oleraceus (garden pea), 2389 nucleotides long. RefSeq names its product DEAD-box ATP-dependent RNA helicase 3, chloroplastic. Bases 136 to 2013 code for a protein of 625 amino acids. Gene Ontology annotation, molecular function: RNA helicase activity; ATP binding; nucleic acid binding. The record is from RefSeq and is a predicted model, not a curated record. Gene Ontology annotation, cellular component: cytosol. The transcript is spliced from 7 exons. Lineage: Eukaryota; Viridiplantae; Streptophyta; Magnoliopsida; Fabales; Fabaceae.